Sinocyclocheilus anshuiensis is the source of this 2193-nucleotide messenger RNA. It is a transcript of the gene atoh8, whose product is annotated as atonal bHLH transcription factor 8. The record is from RefSeq and is a predicted model, not a curated record. The transcript is spliced from 3 exons. Gene Ontology annotation, biological process: anatomical structure morphogenesis; positive regulation of transcription by RNA polymerase II. Gene Ontology annotation, cellular component: nucleus. Bases 162 to 884 code for a protein of 240 amino acids. Gene Ontology annotation, molecular function: DNA-binding transcription factor activity; protein dimerization activity; E-box binding. NCBI's taxonomy places the organism in Eukaryota, Metazoa, Chordata, Actinopteri, Cypriniformes, Cyprinidae.
UGUCCUGGCAAUGUCUGCCUGACUGCACAAGACUCUCGGAACCCGCAGGAGCAGCGCGUCGCCUCACAAACUCUGACAUGAAGCGGGCAUGUUCCUCCUAGAAGACUCUCCUGCUGCAUUUGAUCUUCUUAUUGGACCUUCAGGCAGAGCGGACUUCCGACAUGAAGAACCCGCAUCUAGACGGCCACUGCAAGACCCUGCACUCGGGAGACAAGAGACUGAAGCGCAAAGCGCGAGAGCCACUCAAGCGCGUCAGUGACGACCAUUCACCUCACUUUAACCUGUACAAGAACGCGCGUCUCAUGGCACAGACAGACGGCGGUCCGAAAGAGACGCGCGGCUCGGGGAUCUUCGCGUCGGGGGACGAGAGCGUGUUAAACACCGCUCUGGAUAUGAGGAUAAACACCGCGAUGGCUGGAGAGGCUCCUGACUCCAAACUGAGCGCCGUCUCCGAGAAGUCUGUGAGCGGCAGAAGCGCUCAAACAGGCACGCGCGGCGCGCAGGGUUUUGCUCUGGAGCGAGCGUUGCCUCAGGCGCCUGGCGAGAGCGCGGAAUCACCGAGGAGACGCGCCGGAGAGCCGCCGGAGAUCAGAGCCAUGCAGCAGACGCGCAGGCUGCUGGCCAACGCGCGCGAGAGGACGCGUGUGCACACCAUCAGCGCAGCCUUCGAGGCGCUGCGAAAGCAGGUGCCCUGCUACUCGUACGGCCAGAAGCUCUCCAAGCUGGCUAUAUUAAGAAUCGCUUGCAACUACAUACUGUCUCUGGCUCAGCUGGCAGACCUGGACUACUCUCCGGACCAGAGCAAGCUGAGCUUCAGGGAGUGUGUGGAGCAGUGCACCCGGACGCUGCAGGCCGAGGGACGCUCCAAGAAGAGGAAGGAAUAAAAUGAAGAAAGUGUAUGUGGAGAAAGAAGGACCUCAAUCCUCCAUCAACAUGAAGACACUCUCCCCAUGCUGGAAAUGUAACGAAUUGUAAUGUAAUGAAAGUGUAAAGUGAUUUUACACUGCACUAUUGACUUUACUACAGCUAACCGAGUCAAAAACAAAACCGCUCUAGGCUCUGGAUAUGCUUUUGUACAACUUUUGCACAGCAGAAACACUUUCCAAACACAGAUGAUAUGAAGUCAGUUCAUUUUCCAUUGUUACAGACUGGUUAUUUAUUUUUGUUUGUUUUGCAGUUUAACAAAUCGUGCAGAGCUAGUUCAUGUGCAAAUUCUGUCAAAAAUGUCCUGCCAUGUGCAAGAAAGCGCACAUUUUCUUUUCUUUUUGUAAUCCAUAUAAUUAUGCUAUUCUUCAUUUUAUCAAUUACAUUAUAAACCAUGAUAUAAAUGCAUAUAAUUCAGCACUCAUCGCUUGUCUUCCAUUUGGUUCAUAUUAACAAUCUAGUUCUUAAACGGGAAUCUGAAGUCUAUGCUCUACAGUAUGUGGCUCUGUCAGCCAGUCACUUAUGUUAGUCUGUAUUUUAUACAUGUAUCUACUGUUGAAAUACUGUUUUGUAGUUAAAUGUAGUCCAAGAAUUCAUCUUCAUGACUGAAGAACUGCUUUUCUGAGGAAUUAAUAGGCAGUUGCUGGUGACCUGCCAAAAACAUCAAACUCCAGAAGGAAACAUCUGGUCAUUCUGACCUGUGUGGGACUCCUAUAAACACAUCAUUAAAUCAAACGAAUCAAUGAUUUAAUUAUGUCACAGACUGUAUUAUCUGUUGUUCUACAUAUAUACACACAUGCACAUAUACAUAUACAGUUCCGACAACCAUGCAACGUGCCAGAAAUGUAUUAAUCAAAGCAAUAAUGAUCCAGUCAUCGCAUCCAAGCACAGCUCUUUUGGCCAGGUAGUGUAUAUAAUGCAUUUGAUUGUUUGUGAAAGUUUUACACUUUCUGUUCCUCCACUGAGCAAAUAAUACAUAAACAACUUAGACUGUCGAUUGAUUAGAGCUUAGCAAAUGUUUAUAAGCAGUGUUUAACUACUUACAUUUAGUUAACCAGACACAUUGUAAGGUUGCGGAUGGCACAAGAUCAUCUUUUUGGACAGGUUACAUGACUGAUGAUUUCAUAAGCUGACAGCUGCUAAACAGACUGACUUGCAGUGUGUUGUGAGAGUUUUCCUCUCAGCUCCAUCUGUCUAGAUCUGCUUCACGUAGAGCUCACACAUUUCUGUUUCACAUCAGCAGCUCUGAUAAAAAUGAAGUAAAAUGCA